Molecule: messenger RNA, 1035 nt
Organism: Knipowitschia caucasica
Lineage: Eukaryota; Metazoa; Chordata; Actinopteri; Gobiiformes; Gobiidae
Source: the annotation of a GenBank genome assembly
AUGUGCCAGUCCAAAUCAGCCAUCCCUCCAGAGGAACCUCCAGAGGAACCUCCAGUGCAGGGGUCUCCAACCUGUAGCUCGGGAGCUACAGUGGACCCUCCAGUGGACCCUCCAGUGGGACCUCCAGUGGAACCUCCAGUGGAACCUCCAGUGGACCCUCCAGUGGUACCUCCAGUGGACCCUCCAGUGGACCCUCCAGUGGAACCUCCAGUGGAACCUCCAGUGGACCCUCCAGUGGACCCUCCAGUGGACCCUCCAGUGGAACCUCCAGUGGAACCUCCAGUGGGACCUCCAGUGGGACCUCCAGUGGAACCUCCAGUGGACCCUCCAGUGGACCCUCCAGUGGUACCUCCAGUGGACCCUCCAGUGGACCCUCCAGAGGACCCUCCAGUGGAACCUCCAGUGGAACCUCCAGUGGAACCUCCAGUGGACCCUCCAGAGGACCCUCCAGUGGAACCUCCAGUGGAACCUCCAGUGGACCCUCCAGUGGACCCUCCAGUGGAACCUCCAGUGGAACCUCCAGUGGGACCUCCAGUGGGACCUCCAGUGGAACCUCCAGUGGACCCUCCAGUGGAACCUCCAGUGGAACCUCCAGUGGAACCUCCAGUGGAACCUCCAGUGGACCCUCCAGUGGAACCUCCAGUGGGACCUCCAGUGGAACCUCCGGAGGAACCUCCAGUGGAACCUCCAGUGGAACCUCCAGUCGGACCUCCAGUGGAACCUCCAGUGGACCCUCCAGUGGAACCUCCAGUGGAACCUCCAGUGGACCCUCCAGUGGACCCUCCAGUGGAACCUCCAGUGGGACCUCCAGUGGAACCUCCAGUGGACCCUCCAGUGGACCCUCCAGUGGACCCUCCAGUGGAACCUCCAGUGGAACCUCCAUUGGAACCGUCCCUAAAGCGAAAAUCACUACAACCUGCUCUGAAUUCAUCAACCAUCUGGAAAUUCUCGGUGGAAUCUCAACAACCCUCUUCUGAAGGAGAAAGUUUUUGCCGAGCGAUUGAUUGGCAAGUAUUUCAGAUAAGGCUGCCGUGA